Cydia fagiglandana is the source of this 3952-nucleotide messenger RNA. RefSeq names its product peroxisomal ATPase PEX1-like (gene Pex1). The transcript has 14 exons. The coding region runs from base 163 to 3093 and encodes 976 amino acids. Gene Ontology annotation, biological process: protein import into peroxisome matrix. NCBI's taxonomy places the organism in Eukaryota, Metazoa, Arthropoda, Insecta, Lepidoptera, Tortricidae. Gene Ontology annotation, cellular component: peroxisome; peroxisomal membrane; cytosol. Gene Ontology annotation, molecular function: ATP binding; ATP hydrolysis activity. The record is from RefSeq and is a predicted model, not a curated record.
AUAAUGAUGACAGAAGAUAAAUAAUACAUUAAAAUACCAAAACUAUUCUUAAUUUUUGUUAAAAAAAAUUGUAUUUACAUUUAAUUUAACCUGCAAUAGUGCUUUAAUUAAUCCUAGUAUUCUUCGCUAUAGAAGUAUUCCAACAAAGUUUAGUUUUAUAUAAUGCUCGGAGGAGUGAGAUUGCAAGUUACUUACACUCACGAAAAGACUUGUUUUGCUUAUUUAAGUUCUAAAUACAGCACCAAUAAUGAACAGGGUCAAAGCAUCCAAGUGAUCUUUAAAGACCGUCAGCUCCUGCUAUGGGUAGUUUACAGCAACAGCGUGUCAGAGGGGCACCUAGCCUGCAACCCGAUACAUGGCCGUCUGCUCGGCUUAGAUGAGGGGACAGAAGUGUUUGUGUCUCCGUACGGGGAUGUCAAGGUGCUGGACGAGCUGUAUAUAGAUACCGAUAGUCCUGAUGAUCAGGAGAUAUUGGAACACAAUGCAGAGCUACUCCAGCUCCGAAUCCUCGAUCAGCUCCGUCUGGUGGUGUCAGGCCAGAAAUGCGUCGUCUGGAUCUCCGUCUCGCUGCCCAUCAUCUUCACUCCCAAACAGACCGGCUUGCUGGUCAACCAGUCAAGGAUUAUCGUCAAAGUGGAUGCGUUUAAUACGCUUCACCACAAUUCGGCACCCGCGCAAAACACGCCAAAUAUAGCAAAAGAAAAAGAACACCGCUUCAAUAACAUAGGAAUCAUCAACCAAGGAAUGCUUCGACCUUACCUAAAUCCACCAAAGAGGUUAUACCUUCGAGCUCUACCCAUAGACAGUGAUAGGAAAAGAAACUUAAUACAUCCGUACACAGUAUUUAUGCACGAAGACUUAUUAGAAGCAAAAUAUAAAGAUAGUACCAUUAUUCUAGCGACAAUGAGAAAUAUUCCUUCAAUAAUUCAAGAUACAGAUGAUGAAGCUCACAAAGAAAUCAAUGAUCUAUGUGUUGAAAUUGUUCCUGUAAACAAUAUUGUCUUUAGAAGUCUAUGCCAUGAAGUAUACAACAGAUUUAUACCGACAGUGCUUAUACCAAAGUCCUUAAAUUCUAUUAUUAAUAUUGAAAAUGGAAUGAGAAUGUCUUUUACUAUAAUAGGAGAUAAUAUAGAACAGCCAGAUCAUGUAGAUAUAGUGACUUAUUCUGAACAGUCACUGAAAGAAGAUGAUAUAAUUGAGAAAUUUAAAAAAUGCGUCAUAGACAACACACAUUCAGGUAAAAAGUUUCUUAUCAAUCAUGAUAUGUUAAAGCAAAAUCUUCAAAUUUGCAAUGGAUUCCUACAAUUUAAACUAAAACCAGAGAGAUUAAAAUAUACAUUGCUCAAUUCCGAAUCUUUCCGGCAAUGUACUGUAUCAGCGAAAUGUCUUAGUGACACGGAUUUCGAGUUUCCUAAAAUCUCUUCGUCGAGUUUAGAGUAUGAUUGCAAGAAUUACUGUAGAGGUUUGAAGUCUAUUGAGGAUUUGGUACAGAAGGUUGUGUCGCAUCUGUUCUUUGAGAUACAUCGGGAGGCGACAUUUAAAGAUGUCUCGGAGAUAAAGAGCAAUGUGCUUGUUACUGGCCUCAACGGCACAGGAAAAUCCGCCCUCUGCCACAUAGUCCAAAAAGACCUUACCGUCUGGUCGCACAUACUCCACUGUCGAUCCUUACGAGGCCGAAAAGACAUUCCCGAGGCCUUAGGCCGCGCUAUACUUAUGUGCCAAGAGAGAAGCCCCUCAGUAUUGAUCUGUGAUGACAUUGAUAGUUUAGUGCCACCGAAUUUGGAAGGAUCUUCGCCGCAAGACAUUGCUUAUUAUCAGAGAUUGGCGGUAGUAAUAAAGCACUUGCUCCAAAGUUGCGCGGGCGUCGUUGUGCUGCUGACGGCGACCAGCGUGAACGAGCUGCACCCGACGCUGCGCCAGUUCGGGGGCAGGCCGCUGUUCACUGCGCACUUUACCACACCAGAGUUACAACAGGAGGAGAGAGUGGAACUCUUCAAACAUCUUAUCAACAAUAAGUUGCGGGAGCAAUUUUUAGUGGAAGAAGAUGAUUUCACAAGAUUGGGUGCCGCCACGGCCGGUUUUAGUAUACGGGAAAUCACUGACCAUCUGAAUAAGAAGAUAUUCCAAGCUGUUAAGAAAAAAAAAUCUCAUCCAUCCGAACCCAUGCCCCGGUUAGUGGAGAGCGCGAUUGAGUCAGAGGAGAAAAACAACGCGUUUGACAUCUGGGAAUCUGUAGGGGGAAUGGAGGGAGUUAAGCAGGAGCUCACUGAAUGCAUCUUCUGGCCUCUUAUGUACCCGGCCCUGUUUCCGUCCCAGUCAUGCGGGAUCCUCCUAUACGGAGCCCCGGGCACCGGCAAGUCGCACAUCGGCUCCAGCCUGGCGAGGCUCCACAACAUGAGCCUCGUCGUCGUGAAGGGGCCCGAGCUGCUCUCCAAAUACAUCGGCCAGAGCGAGAAGGCAGUCCGCGACGUGUUCGAUAAAGCGGACUUGAAACGGCCGUGCAUAUUGUUCUUCGAUGAGUUCGACAGUCUAGCACCUAAACGCGGCCACGACUCGACAGGCGUGACGGACCGCGUGGUGAACCAGCUGCUGGCGCGGCUCGACGGCGCCUCGGGCGGCGCGCGCGGCGCCGUGGUGGCCGCCACCAGCCGCCCCGACCUGCUCGACCCCGCCUUGCUGCGGCCCGGGAGACUACAGCGGCACAUAUACUGCGCUCCGCCUGACCGGAAUGACCGUUUUGAAGUGCUUAAAACGCUGAGCAAAAACGUAGUCCUCGAGGAAGACGUGGAUCUACAACAGUUGGCGGAGGUCACCGAGGGCUACUCACCGGCGGACCUCAAGAGUCUACUGGUCACAGCGCAACUUGGUAGUCUAGAGAAACAGCUGUUAAGCGGAGUAGAGAAAGACUUGCAAUCAGUGGUUGUGAGGAAGACAGACAUACAGAGCGCGCUAUUGGAGACCAAGCCUUCGCUUUCCAACGAGCAGAGGGUCUUCUACGACAUGAUAUAUAAAAGGUUCAGAGGCGAGAAACUGUCCGCAGACCAGAAACUGAUGUCGCGGCAACUGGAGAAGCAGAGAGUCACUUUAGCAUAGUCAAAGAUUAAUAAAUUGACAAUUUAAUUAUAUAUGGUCAAGCAAAUCUUGUCAGUAGAAAAAGGCGCGAAAUUCAACUUUUCUAUGAGACGAUAUCCCUUCGCGCCUACAUUUUCAAAUUUGUAGUAAAACUAACUAACUUUAAUUCAUGAUUGAAAUCGUACUGUGUUUGUUGUUUGUUGAGUUUGUAGUUUGUUGUUGUUGUAGAUUGCGCUGUAUGGCGCCACAUGUUUGUAACCCAAACAUAAAAAGUCUCAACAAUAAAAUUUUAAUUUUGGUUACAACUGUUACCACAUAACAGCCGCUACAUCAUCUGUCAAAAUCGUAGCCCGAAUGUAUCGUACAUAUAUCAUUUUAUAUAAUCAAUGAAUUUUUGGCUUAGAACAGUCACAUCUAAAAAUAUCGAUACGGACAAAAGUGGAAAGUAUAAAGUACUGUAUAUUUUACCAUAUGUUUGUCCGUACAUAUCGAUAUUUUUAGACUCUGUACCUACUCUAGCUUUUUCCUACCCAUUAAGAAUGAGCUCUUGUUCGUACCUUGUCACAGUGACAAUAGUAUGAGGUCCCUAGCGACUUUCAUAUUGAUUGUCUCUGUGACAAGAUUCGAAAUGGCACUGAAAUUAAAUUCUUCGACUGUACGCAAGCAAGAGAAAAAAGGAAGUUUCUUGAAGCUCAAAUUUUAGCAAUAUAGUUUAAUGUUGUGUUUAGUUAAAUCGCUAUUUUAUCUGUGGUGCAAAGUCUAGUCUGUAAGCGAAGUUAUUUAAGCGCAAAGUUUGUUAUAGGUGAUUUGUAUAUAUUGCAGUUAUUUUUUUAUUUGAAUUAAUUAUUGUUGAAUAAAAUAUAACAAUUGGGAUUUUAAA